AUGACUGAAACAUCAGCCUUGAAGCGCGCAGCUUCCGAAGAGCCCGACGUAUCGAGCGAGCCAUCUAAUGGCGUGAAGAAAGCCAAGAAAGUAGGCACUACGGACCCAACAACAUCGACAGCGGAGCUAGAGAGUAUUGGAGCUACGGAAGCAGCCCCGGCUCGCGAUGAACCAAAUGACGAUGUUGCAUUGCAGCAGAAAGAUGCGACAUCCAAAGACCUCAAUGACAAGAGCGGCACCGAAGUGCAGCAACCCAAGACAAUCGCUCCAGUGCCCGAACCCACCAAAGCAGAAGACGAUAACGAGGACGAGGGCGAGGACGACGAGAGCGAAAUCGAGAAAUCAGUUUCGCCGGACGGUAGCGAUGAGGACUACGAUUCCGAAGAAGACGGCGAUGGCGAACCCUACGGUUACGGUCUUGAACGCGAUCCCGACCAAGGCGGGUUGGCGAUGCCACCCGGCCUUGACGAGGAAUAUGAUGAGUUGGCGAAUGAUUAUUGA
Messenger RNA from Alternaria arbusti, 501 nucleotides. RefSeq lists its product as uncharacterized. Lineage: Eukaryota; Fungi; Ascomycota; Dothideomycetes; Pleosporales; Pleosporaceae. The transcript has a single exon. Bases 1 to 501 code for a protein of 166 amino acids. The record is from RefSeq and is a predicted model, not a curated record.